UGCUUUUCGGUAGUGACUUGUGUUAAGGUUGUCAGAGAUUGAGCGUCUGGCUAGCAAUUGGACUGAUCAUGAGAACUCAGCGCCUAAAAAUGAAACAAAAUGAUUCUCCAAGGCUCUGGAGAAAAAGACACGAGGGUGAAUUCCCAAAUAGGGAUAAUGAGUUGAAUCCACCAGACCCCGAAGUUGAUAUUCCCCAAGAAUUGGAAGAACAGGCAAAAAAUACAUUGGAAACUAUUUGGAGGGCGUGUGGUAUUGUGGGUAUGAGUGUGGCUGUGACUAUUGCAGGAUAUUCGAAUGCGUCGUCAGGAGUAUUUUAUGGGGCCCUAAUAGGCAUCGUAUCCUUCAAUUUAUUCUUGUUUUUUGGAAGUCGAUACUUUCGGACAUCCUUGGAAAUUUUAAUGGUUUUAUUAGCAACCUUAGUAUUUUGUGCUAUUCCUCUUUGCGUCUACAUCUUCCAAACUAUUGAGUCGGACGCCGAAGGAUUCCAUUUAAAGGUGACGAUUCGAAAAGGCAUGGGCUUUCUAGUAAGUGCGUGUUGCAUUGGCCUCUUCAUAACAUCCUUUUGCGUUAUGAAUGAUGAUAUGGAAAAUGAAAGUACCAGUAGCGAGAAUAGCGAAAAAAGUAGCGACUCAAUGGGCGGAUAAAAAAAUCCCUCCUUACCAGCGACCCUAAAUUGCGGUUUCCAAAUUUAAAAUAUUAGCUAAAAACUUUCAUAAUUUUGAAAUAAUGUUAUCGAAAUCAUACAAAUCACAGAUUCCUUUGGAAUCUUUGAUAUUUUUAUACACUCUCCUAAAUUGGUACAAAAUAUCGGACUCAAAUUAA
Drosophila ananassae is the source of this 822-nucleotide messenger RNA. RefSeq lists its product as uncharacterized. Bases 69 to 644 code for a protein of 191 amino acids. The transcript has 3 exons. The record is from RefSeq and is a predicted model, not a curated record. Lineage: Eukaryota; Metazoa; Arthropoda; Insecta; Diptera; Drosophilidae.